AUGGUAACAAGUUCGUUAGAAGCGAUUAUUCUAACAGUUUUUAUUGCUUGCUCAAGCGCAGCGAAGCUAAACAAGGCUUAUCUGCCACCAAACUAUGCCCAGACAUCGGGGGGUUCGAGCGACUUUCUUCAACCGCCUAUUUCAAGUAGUACUACGUCUAAUUUAAAUGGAUUCUCCAGCCAUAUAAAUGAUGCUUUCCCUAAUAAAGAUCUCCUUGCACAGAACGAGUACAACCGAGACGGUAACGGUUUUGUCAAAAAUGGUAAUAGCUUUCUACAUAAUCAAAUAAAUGCCUUUGAAAAUUAUGAAACCCGCUCUGAACGUCCCCGUGCUGCUUUAGAAAGGAACGCGGAAAUUCUUCGACAGUUCAAUAAUAAUGAUGGACUAACCUACUCAUAUGCUUUUGAAACUGAAAAUGGUAUAUACGCAGAAGAAAAUGGUGUAGCUACAAAUGGUGUCGAAGCGCAAGGCAGUUAUUCCUACACCGGUGAAGACGGACAAGUAUAUAGCGUCAGAUAUACAGCUGGCCAGAACGGUUUUGUACCGGAAGGUGACCACCUCCCUACAUCUCCUCCUAUUCCAGAGGAGAUUUUAUUGGCUCUAGAACAAAACGCCCGUGAUGAGGCUGCAGGAAUUUACGAUGAUGGGUCCUACGAUGAAUUCAAGUAUUCCAAUGGAGGCAGCAAAUACGAUACACCAGUUUUUGGCAACAGUAAUACAAACGGAAACAACGUCAACAAAAUAAAUGACGAUGACGCGAUUGUAAUUAAUUCUGCUUUUAAUCCUGAAGUAUUCAGUCGGCAGGGAGCCGGAGUAAGAAAUGCAAAUAACCUUAGAAACCCAAGUCAGGGAAUCGACGAUGGUGUUACUAAAGCCUAUUUGCCACCUAUAUCCAAAGAGAGGGUUUCAGGAAACCAAAACGAAGAAGCUCGGUUUGGUAGCAGGAACCGCCAGUCAAGCUUUACCUCUAGAAACGGUUACAACUAUUAG
Molecule: messenger RNA, 990 nt
Organism: Parnassius apollo (apollo)
Lineage: Eukaryota; Metazoa; Arthropoda; Insecta; Lepidoptera; Papilionidae
Source: the annotation of a GenBank genome assembly